Molecule: messenger RNA, 2022 nt
Organism: Danio rerio (zebrafish)
Lineage: Eukaryota; Metazoa; Chordata; Actinopteri; Cypriniformes; Danionidae
Gene: lcmt2
Product: leucine carboxyl methyltransferase 2
Cellular component (GO): cytoplasm
Molecular function (GO): methyltransferase activity
Source: RefSeq, marked provisional
AUGCCAGUAAACAGAAAAAGAGAACAAGGAAAAGAUGCUGCCGUACAAGGGACAAAUGACAGCAGUGUGGUCAGUAAGGUGUCAGCAGCGGCACAGGGCUACUUCCAUGAUGAUUUCCUCAAGCAUUUUGUGUGCAAGAUGUCAAGAAGAGCUCCACUCAUUAAUAGAGGUUAUUAUGUGCGCUGGAAGGCAGUCGAUCACUGUGUGAAGCAGUUUCUCCAUGCAACAAAAUCCUGCUCCAGGAGACAGAUUCUGUCACUGGGAGCGGGGUUUGACUCGCUGUUUUUCCGGCUGCGUGCAGAAGGAGCCCUUGGAGGUGUCACUGUUUUUGAAGUUGACUUUCCAGAAGUUGCCCGUCGCAAAGCUGCCUUGAUCAAUAGCAAUGCUUGCCUGAAGGACUUGUUGCCAGAUUGGGAGACUGUCCUAAAUAAGCAGACAAAUGCUGUGUUUAUCAGCAGUGGUCAUUAUAAUCUGAUUGGUGCGGAUGUCAGGAAGGAGCAGGAGGUGGAGGCAAGUCUGAGCGCAGCUGGACUGCAGUGGGACAAUCCUACACUCAUCCUGUCAGAGGUGGUGCUGACUUACAUGGAGACGCAAUGGUCGGAUGCUGUGAUUGGCUGGGCUGCCAGGCUCCUCCCACAGUCUAUGUUCGUGAUGUAUGAACAGAUCCACCCAGAUGACCCAUUUGGCAGAGUCAUGCAGAGCCACUUCCUUAAGCUCAACUCUAAAAUUCAUUCUCUACAACAAUAUCCAGACAAUGUGGCUCAAACCCAGAGAUUCAUACAGGAAGGCUGGGAAAAAUGUCACUGUCUGGACAUGAACCAGUUUUAUUUUGAUCUUCUUCCUGAAGAUGAGAGGCAGAGAAUCGAAAAUCUGGAGCCGUUUGAUGAGUUUGAGGAAUGGCAUCAGAAAUGUUCUCAUUACUUCAUCCUUACUGCCUCCAAAGGCUCUGUGACCAGGCAAGCUCUUCUCACGCUACCAAAUACAUCCUCCAUUCCCCAAAUGACUCCUCAAUGGAACACACAUCCUCCUCUGGUCGUUCAGCCCAUGUGUGGAUCACCGUCUGUGGAGGCUCUUGGUAUGGCAUCUGCCCUUCUGACCCCUGAAAUCAUCCUUCUCACUGGAGGCUUUGGAAGAAAUGGAAGAGACACUGCAGCAAGGGUCCUGAUCAAAGAGAAGUGUGGCUGGAAAAGUGCCUGUGUAGAAGUACAUGGAGAUAAAGUGGUGAGUCUUUAUCAGACGUUGACUUCUGUCCCUGGUGGUGGAGUCGUUCUUUUCGGAGGCCGAUCUUCUCCACUUAGUCCAUCAGGCAGUGUCGUUUUGGUGACCGCUGACCUUGCUGAUGAAGUACAACUUUCAUUCACGAACAUAGUUUGUACUGGCACUGGUCCAAAGCCACGAUGGCGACACACAUCUACUUUAAUAUGCUACAACGACAAGACCUUUCUGUUUGUGUUUGGAGGACGUUCUGAAAAGGAUCCGAUUCUAGGAGAUGCACAUUUCCUGUGUUUGGAAGACAAGCACUGGACUGAGAUUACAGUUGUUGGUGCUGGUCCGGAAGCCCGCCACUCCCAUUCAGCUUGUCCCUAUGGAGGGGGGCUUGUGAUAUUUGGAGGUUUGGGGGAAGGAGGCAAACCUCUGGGGGAUGCCCUUUAUCUAAGACCCACAUCAUCAGGUUUCUGCUGGGAGAUGAAAGAUUUACAUCCACCUCCAGUGCCCAGAUACUCUCACUCAGCUCAUGUAAUUAAUGAGAAGCUGGUUGUGGUUGGUGGAGUCUGGCUUCAGGCUGAUGGAGUACCAGGAGUUUCUAUAGUAAAUCUCAACACUGGAAGCUGUGUGGAGAUCCAGCUGGAUACUUUGUCUGUGCCUUGGCCUCUGAUGCUGCAUUCGUUCUGCUCUGAGUUGCUGGAUUGUGAAGGAUCCGAGCUGGUGCUGAUUGGUGGAGGUGGAAACUGUUUCUCAUUUGGAACUCACCUCAACCUUCAUCCUGUUACUGUGGAUCUUAAACCAAUACUUUGCUUUUGA